Apodemus sylvaticus (European woodmouse) is the source of this 3206-nucleotide messenger RNA. It is a transcript of the gene Gad1, whose product is annotated as glutamate decarboxylase 1. Gene Ontology annotation, molecular function: pyridoxal phosphate binding; glutamate decarboxylase activity. The record is from RefSeq and is a predicted model, not a curated record. Gene Ontology annotation, cellular component: presynaptic active zone; cytoplasm. Gene Ontology annotation, biological process: GABA biosynthetic process. NCBI's taxonomy places the organism in Eukaryota, Metazoa, Chordata, Mammalia, Rodentia, Muridae. Bases 255 to 2036 code for a protein of 593 amino acids. The transcript is spliced from 17 exons.
GCCCAGCGGCCGCCUCUCCUCCCGAUCGUUCUCUUCUUCAGGCUCUCGCGUGCCGGACCAGGGAUCGUGCAAGCAAGGAAGCAGCCCUGGGGUGACACCCUGCACCUAAGCCUGUGGCAGUGCCGAGACGAGCGGAGGACGCUUCGCGGAGGAGUCGCGGGAGGGUCCAGCUCGCUGUCGCUGAACCGAGCCUGUUUCUGCGCCCAGUCCGCGGGGGACCCUUGAACAGUAGAGACCCCAAGACCACCGAGCUGAUGGCAUCUUCCACUCCUUCGCCUGCAACCUCCUCGAACGCGGGAGCGGAUCCUAAUACUACCAACCUGCGCCCUACAACAUAUGAUACUUGGUGUGGCGUAGCCCAUGGAUGCACCAGAAAACUGGGCCUGAAGAUCUGUGGCUUCUUGCAAAGGACCAAUAGCUUGGAAGAGAAGAGUCGUCUCGUGAGUGCCUUCAGGGAGAGGCAGUCCUCCAAGAACUUGCUUUCCUGUGAAAACAGUGACCCGGGUGCCCGCUUCCGGCGCACAGAGACCGACUUCUCCAACCUGUUUGCUCAAGAUCUGCUUCCGGCUAAGAACGGGGAGGAGCAAACCGUGCAGUUCUUGCUGGAAGUGGUGGACAUACUCCUCAACUAUGUCCGCAAGACGUUUGAUCGCUCCACCAAGGUUUUGGACUUCCACCACCCACACCAGUUGCUGGAAGGCAUGGAAGGCUUUAAUUUGGAGCUGUCUGACCACCCCGAGUCUCUGGAGCAGAUCCUGGUUGACUGUAGAGACACUCUGAAGUACGGGGUUCGUACAGGUCACCCUCGAUUUUUCAACCAGCUCUCUACUGGUUUGGAUAUCAUCGGUUUAGCUGGUGAAUGGCUGACAUCAACUGCCAAUACCAACAUGUUCACAUAUGAAAUUGCACCCGUGUUUGUUCUUAUGGAACAGAUUACACUUAAGAAGAUGAGAGAGAUCAUUGGAUGGUCAAAUAAAGACGGUGAUGGAAUAUUUUCUCCUGGGGGAGCCAUAUCCAACAUGUACAGCAUCAUGGCGGCUCGGUACAAGUACUUUCCAGAAGUGAAGACAAAAGGCAUGGCGGCUGUGCCCAAACUGGUCCUCUUUACCUCCGAACACAGUCACUAUUCCAUAAAGAAAGCCGGGGCCGCGCUUGGCUUUGGAACUGACAAUGUGAUUUUGAUAAAGUGCAAUGAAAGGGGGAAGAUAAUUCCAGCUGAUUUAGAGGCAAAAAUUCUUGAUGCCAAACAAAAGGGAUUUGUACCCCUUUAUGUCAAUGCGACCGCAGGCACAACUGUUUACGGAGCGUUUGAUCCAAUACAGGAGAUUGCGGACAUAUGUGAGAAAUACAACCUUUGGCUGCACGUGGAUGCUGCCUGGGGCGGUGGGCUGCUCAUGUCCCGGAAGCACCGCCACAAACUCAGCGGCAUAGAAAGGGCCAAUUCCGUCACCUGGAACCCUCACAAGAUGAUGGGUGUGCUGCUCCAGUGCUCUGCCAUUCUGGUCAGGGAGAAGGGUAUACUCCAAGGAUGCAACCAGAUGUGCGCAGGCUACCUUUUCCAGCCAGACAAGCAGUAUGAUGUCUCCUACGAUACGGGGGACAAGGCAAUUCAGUGUGGCCGCCAUGUGGACAUCUUCAAGUUCUGGCUGAUGUGGAAAGCAAAGGGCACUGUGGGAUUUGAAAAUCAGAUCAACAAAUGCCUGGAGUUGGCUGAAUACCUCUAUGCCAAGAUCAAAAACAGAGAAGAGUUUGAGAUGGUUUUCGAUGGUGAGCCUGAGCACACAAAUGUCUGUUUCUGGUACAUUCCACAAAGCCUCCGAGGGGUUCCAGAUAGCCCUGAACGGCGAGAAAAACUACACAGGGUGGCUCCCAGGAUCAAAGCCCUGAUGAUGGAGUCAGGAACAACCAUGGUGGGCUACCAGCCUCAAGGGGACAAGGCCAACUUCUUCCGGAUGGUCAUCUCCAACCCAGCCGCCACCCAGUCUGACAUCGAUUUCCUCAUUGAGGAAAUAGAGAGGUUGGGUCAGGAUCUGUGAUGCCCCUUUGCAGAACCAGAAUCACCGGCCAUGCUCUUGCCCCUCCGGCGCCCUAGAACACAGCUCUGUCAGUAGCUGACACACCUAGGCCAUUUCAUUGAAGGAAAUUAUAAUCUCUUAAAGAAUAUUUGUCACAUCUCACGUAAGCUUGUUUGUUAGAGUUAGCGGGAAAUAAUGUCCUUUUAAAAAAUUGCACAUUAGAAACACAGUAUAUAUGUACAGUUAUAUAUACCUCUCUCUAUGUACAUGUAUGUAUAGUGAAUGUGGCUUAGUCCUAAACCACAGCAUGUUGCUUGUCCCCAGGGAAUUAGCCUCACCCCCAGCAAUUGCUAGGAGGCUGACCAUCUCGCAAGCAACUGCAGGGCAGAUGGUAGCCUCACUGCAGCGUCCUAAGGACCCAGGGAAAGGCUGCUGGUGGAGCCUACCUCCCUGCUAGAGCUGUUCCCACGUGAAGGGAUGAUGGAUGGCAGAAAGUACCAGUAGAUGACAAAUGUCACACCCUCCCUGUUAGUACCUUGCUAGGGGGAACAGUAGCAGAGCCUUUGUCAUGAUUGUGCUAUUGCUGUGCUUUGGAGAUUAAUCUGUGUAAACUGUGAAUAUUACCAUUGUCUAUCUUUGGGCAGGGGGAAGUGCAUAUGAUGAUUUAAUUGUACGUCACUGAGAUAUUUGCUUAUUUAUAUUCAAAUAUAUACCAUGUUAAAGAGACAUCUUGUAUUUUCUUCCCAUUUGUAAUGUAUCUUAUUUAUAUAUUAAUGGAGUAAGUUCUGGAUACUGUUUAUGGUAUUUUCGUGCAUUUGUGAGCCAAAGAGAAAAGAUGAAAAUUAGUGAGACUUGCAUUUAUAUUAGAGUGCCCUUAACAUAACGAUUUGAACAUAUGUGUACUGUCUGGAAAGGAAUUCUGAUACUGUACAUAGAGUCAUGUUAUGGAAAUCUUGCUUCAGUAGCCUUCACUCUUCUCUUUCCCGCCUCAGGCUGUAUGUCAGGUGUUCUCAAAGCUUUUGUAGUAACUGUUGAAUAAUAAUAACUAGAUCUCCUGUAAUUUUGUAGUAGUACAUGACCAAUCUCUGUGACUCGCUUAGCUGAAACCUAAGGCAACGUUUCCGAAGAUCUCCGAUAUACUAACCAGUCCCACAAGUGUUUUUGAAGACAUGAAACCCACACUGUGCAUUU